Molecule: messenger RNA, 1272 nt
Organism: Pediculus humanus corporis (human body louse)
Lineage: Eukaryota; Metazoa; Arthropoda; Insecta; Psocodea; Pediculidae
Product: isovaleryl-CoA dehydrogenase, putative
Exons: 8
Coding region: 1-1272 (423 amino acids)
Biological process (GO): L-leucine catabolic process
Cellular component (GO): mitochondrion
Molecular function (GO): flavin adenine dinucleotide binding; 3-methylbutanoyl-CoA dehydrogenase activity
Source: RefSeq, a predicted model, not a curated record
AUGGCAACGGUUAGAUUUAUAAAAAAAACAUUGUUUUUAUCAAACGGUUUUAAAAAAAUUCGUAAUAAUAGUUGCAGAUGUUAUGCACAACAUUAUCCAAUUGAUGAUGACGUUUACGGUUUAACGGAUGAUCAAAAACAGUUAAGAGAAACCGUUUUCAAUUUUGCACAAAAAGAAUUAGCACCAAAAGCAAGUGAAAUCGACAAAAAUAAUAAUUUUUCAUCAUUAAGAGAAUUUUGGAAAAAAUUAGGGGAUUUGGGACUUUUAGGAAUAACGGCUUCACCUGAUUAUGGAGGGACAGGAGGAACUUAUACUGAUCAUUGCAUCAUUAUGGAAGAAUUAUCAAGAGCUUCUGGUGCCAUUGCUCUCAGUUAUGGAGCUCAUUCAAAUUUGUGUGUAAAUCAAAUAAGUAGAAAUGGAAACGAAGAACAAAAAAAAAAAUAUUUACCCAAGCUUUGUUCUGGAGAACACAUGGGAGCAUUGGCAAUGUCAGAACCUGGAUCAGGUUCAGAUGUUGUUUCUAUGAAACUCAAAGCUGAAAAAGAUCCAUCUGGGAAAUUUUACGUUUUGAAUGGAAACAAAUUUUGGAUUACAAACGGUCCAGAUGCAGAUGUUCUUGUGGUUUAUGCUAAGACAGACACAAAAAGUAAACCACAGCAUGGAAUAUCAGCAUUUCUUAUCGAAAAAGGAUUUGAAGGUUUUUCGACUGCUCAAAAAUUAGAUAAAUUGGGUAUGAGAGGUUCUAACACUUGUGAACUCAUAUUUGAAAACUGCAAAGUGCCAGCUGAAAAUCUUUUGGGACCUGAAAAUAAGGGUGUUUAUGUUCUUAUGAGCGGAUUAGAUUAUGAACGAUUAGUAUUAUCCGCUGGUCCAGUAGGUUUAAUGCAAGCUGCCUGUGAUGUAGCUUUCGAUUAUGUUCAUGUAAGAAAACAAUUUGGUACAAAAAUAGGACAAUUUCAACUAUUACAGGGUAAAAUGGCUGACAUGUAUACAAGGCUAAGUGCUUGUCGUUCAUACAUGUUUUCUGUCGCUCGAGCUUGUGAUGCUGGAAAGGCAAACAAGAAAGAUUGUGCAGGUGUUAUUUUAUAUUGUGCUGAAAAUGCUACACAAGUGGCUUUAGAUGCCAUACAAUGUUUAGGUGGCAAUGGGUACAUCAAUGAUUAUCCAACUGGUCGUUUACUUAGAGAUGCAAAAUUAUAUGAAAUUGGUGCAGGAACAAGUGAAAUAAGAAGAUCACUGAUUGGUAGAGCUUUAAAUGAUGAAUACAAAUGA